Messenger RNA from Penicillium roqueforti, 2310 nucleotides. RefSeq names its product homoaconitase LysF (gene lysF). The transcript is spliced from 2 exons. Gene Ontology annotation, molecular function: 4 iron, 4 sulfur cluster binding; homoaconitate hydratase activity. Gene Ontology annotation, biological process: L-lysine biosynthetic process. Lineage: Eukaryota; Fungi; Ascomycota; Eurotiomycetes; Eurotiales; Aspergillaceae. Bases 1 to 2310 code for a protein of 769 amino acids. The record is from RefSeq and is a predicted model, not a curated record.
AUGAUGUGCAGACCGGUUCGGCCCCGGUGGACUCCGUCCUUCGGCGUCCCAAGCAGGACAAUCCAUCAUCCCCUACGAUCGGUCUCGAGAUCCCUCUCUUCUCGUUCGCUGAGCACGACAGCCUUCACCCAGGCCGAAGGCUUCCACUCACAGCAAGAGAAUGCUUCAGUGCCUUUUUCUGAGACUCCCACCGAGAGACGCACGCCGCAAACCUUGACGGAGAAGAUCGUACAACGGUAUGCGGUCGGUCUCCCCGAAGGAAAGCUCGUUCGCAGCGGCGACUACAUCAGUCUUGCCCCCGGGUAUUGCAUGACUCACGACAACACCUGGCCCGUCGCCCUCAAGUUCAUGUCUAUGGGAGCAACCAAGAUCAACCGCCCAGAGCAGAUUGUCAUGACUCUCGACCACGAUGUCCAGAACACGAGCGCAGCAAACCUUAAGAAAUACGAGCAGAUUGAGACUUUUGCUGGACAACACGGUAUCGACUUCUAUCCUGCGGGCCGGGGUAUUGGGCACCAGAUUAUGGUCGAAGAAGGAUACGCAUGGCCGGGUAGUAUGGCGGUGGCUUCGGACAGCCACAGUAACCAUUAUGGCGGAGUUGGCUGUCUUGGAACUGCUGUUGUGCGUACCGACGCUGCUAGUAUUUGGGCAACGUCGCGGACAUGGUGGCAAAUUCCCCCUGUUGCGCGGGUGACGUUUACCGGAACGCUACCAGUAGGCGUCACAGGUAAGGAUGUGAUUGUCGCGUUGUGUGGACUCUUCAAUAGCGACGUGUUGAACCAUGCAAUUGAGUUCACCGGCUCCGAAGAGACUAUGGAAAGCCUCCUUGUGGAUAGCCGCCUGACGAUUGCCAAUAUGACAACUGAGUGGGGCGCGCUCACGGGUCUCUUCCCCAUUGAUCAGACUCUGAAACGCUGGCUACGUUACAAGGCUACCGAGGCAGCGAUGUCUGAGGACCGCACAACCCGGAAUCGUAUCACGCACGAAAGAAUCGACGAGUUGUUCGCCAACCCCCUCACAGCCGACCCUGAUGCCCAAUACGCCAAACAGCUCUACCUCAAUCUCUCUACUCUCUCGCCUUACGUCUCUGGUCCUAAUUCAGUGAAGAUCGCAACACCACUCAACGAGCUCGUUCAAAAGGACAUCAAAAUCAACCGCGCAUAUAUCGUCUCCUGUACGAACUCGCGUGCUUCGGACCUCGCGGCAGCCGCUAAGGUCUUCAAAGACGCCGCCAAGGCCAACCCCGGCACGACUCCCAAGAUUGCUGACGGUGUCAAACUCUACAUCGCGGCUGCUUCCGCGCCCGAACAAGAGGCCGCAGAGUCCACUGGCGACUGGCAGGCCCUCAUCGACGCCGGUGCGCAGCCGCUGCCCGCCGGAUGCGGACCUUGCAUUGGCCUUGGAACAGGUCUAUUGGAGCCCGGUGAGGUGGGCAUUAGUGCCAGUAAUCGUAACUUCAAGGGACGGAUGGGCUCGAGAGAUGCGCUAGCAUACUUGGCGAGUCCUGAAGUCGUGGCUGCGAGCGCUCUCAACGGCGUUAUCUCUGGCCCCGGCUCUUACAAGGUGCCUGAGAACUGGUCUGGCGUGGAGCACGGAUUCGGAACCGGAUCCGAACCUACCACCGAGAAUGAGCUCACCAAUAUUCUACAACAGAUGGAAUCUCUGAUCGAUCGGGUUGAGUCCGCCGCAGACGAGUCCAAGCCUGCCACGGAGAUUCUGCCAGGCUUCCCCGAACGCAUCAGCGGCGAGAUCCUCUUCCUCGAUGCCGACAAUCUCGACACUGAUAGCAUCUACCCUGGUAAAUUGACAUACCAAGACAAUGUCUCGAAGGAUGAUAUGGCCGCCGCAUGCAUGCAGAAUUACGAUCCCACGUUCAAGGGAAUCGCCAAGCCAAAUGACAUCCUCGUCGCCGGCUUCAACUUCGGUUGUGGAUCCUCCAGAGAACAGGCCGCGACCGCCAUUCUUGCUAAGCAGAUUCCCCUAGUCGUGGCUGGCAGUUUCGGCAACAUCUUCUCCCGAAACAGUAUCAACAACGCGCUCAUGGGCCUUGAAGUCCCCCGACUUGUCGAGCGCCUCCGUGCCAGCUUCGUUCAGCCAUCCUCUGGCGACGUCGCGGGCCGCCAGCUGACGCGCCGGACAGGCUGGACUUUAACGUGGGACGUGAAGCGUAGCGUCGUUGAAGUUAAGGAGGGUGAGACAGGAGAGACCUGGACAGAGCAAGUCGGCGAGCUCCCAGCAAAUGUACAGGAAAUCAUCGCCGAAGGUGGACUCGAGGCCUGGGUCAAGGGCAAAGUUGCGGAGUCAAAGUGA